Messenger RNA from Gadus chalcogrammus (walleye pollock), 717 nucleotides. RefSeq names its product guanylate kinase 1b (gene guk1b). The record is from RefSeq and is a predicted model, not a curated record. The coding region runs from base 1 to 717 and encodes 238 amino acids. The transcript has 8 exons. Gene Ontology annotation, cellular component: cytosol. NCBI's taxonomy places the organism in Eukaryota, Metazoa, Chordata, Actinopteri, Gadiformes, Gadidae. Gene Ontology annotation, molecular function: GMP kinase activity.
AUGGCAGGACCCAGGCCUGUUGUGCUGAGCGGACCCUCCGGAGCGGGGAAGAGCACUCUGAUGAAGAGGCUACUGAAGGACUACGAGGGGGUCUUUGGCUUCAGCGUGUCACACACAACCAGGAAACCUCGACCAGGAGAAGAAGAAGGAAAAGGCUUGAACAUGCUCCCUAUGCUUCUGGGGGCUACAUUACUGCCCGUAGCAGACGUCUUCUCCUCUAAGGACGUAGUUAUGUCCACCGCAAUUUCGGAGGGGAGAAAGGUGACCUGCCCGCCCGACUACCACUACACAACCAGGGAAGCAAUGCAGGAGGGGAUUGACAACGGAGAUUUCAUUGAGAAUGCAGAAUUCUCCGGAAACUUGUAUGGAACAAGUAAGUCUGCGAUUGAGGAUGUGCGGGCUCAGAACCUCAUCUGUAUCCUGGACGUGGACAUCCAGGGGGUGCGAAACAUAAAGAAGACCGACCUCGACCCCAUUUACAUCUCCAUCCAGCCCCCCUCCAUGGAAAUCCUGGAAACACGUUUGCGAGACCGGCAGACGGAGACAGAGGAGAGCCUACAGAAGCGUCUAGAGGCAGCGCGGCAGGACAUGGAGCUCAGUAAGGAGCCAGGUGUGUUUGAUGUGGUUAUCAUCAAUGAUGACUUAGACAAGGCCUACGAGGAGUUGACAGCCAUCCUCAUUGAUGAAAUCAAAAAAGUGCAGGAAGUAAAGUCCUAA